CUUGUUGGCUACUCAAUUGAGUAACAUUUUCUCCGUUCAACGGUUUAUUACUACUAUUAAAAUAUUCGUUGUAUGUACCCAAAUUGUUUUUCUCUCCUCUUUUUUCUCUUUAAAAACAACAAUCGAGAAAUCAUCAUAAUAGAAAGCCUGCUCGCCUUUCAUUUACAAUUAAAAUUUCUUCGCCGGAGAUGAGAAGUAGUAACGAACGCCGUACUCCGGUGGCCGUUAACGGCGGAGGAGGCUGUUAUAGUUAUGAGAGUGAACCUGACUUGGCAGCUAUGGUUAGUGAUUUCAUGGAAAGUAGUAGUACUAGUAGUGCUGAGUCGAGGUAUAGCAGUGAUAAUAAUGAUUCCGGUUACUCUGAUCUCUCUCUUCUAGCUGAUAGAAUAUCGUAUUUGGAGUCAUUCACGCAUCUUCUUGAUGCUUUUUUAAUGCAACAACUUACUUCAACAAAAAAAAUAAGUGCAAAAUGGCAUAGCCACCGCUGUAAGCAAAAUUACUAUCCUGUACCAAAUUCAUGGCUGUACAAGAACUCAGUGGAUCAGUAUGAAAGUGACUUAACAAUGGUGGUUCAUUCCCUUAUUCUUUCAAUGACCGAUUCUUGCCAUAUUGGCAAGCCCGAGACUUGCAAUGCGAGCUGCGUCAGAUCUUAUCUAGUGAAGCUCCUCCAGUCUUGCGGUUAUAAUGCAGAUAUGCGUGCAACCAAGUGGCAGGGUUGUGGAAGAAUUCCUGGAGGUGAACAUGAGUACAUUGAGGUGAUCUCCCAUGGAAAUAAUGGAUGCUCCGAAAGGUAUAUCAUUGAUAUUGACUUCCGGAGCCACUUCGAAAUUGCAAGAGCGGUCAAAUCCUACGAUGUGGUCUUGAAUUGUCUUCCAGCAGUUUAUGUUGGCACAAUAACAAAGCUUAAGCUGUAUCUUCAGGCUAUGGUAGAAGCAGCAAAAUGUUCUCUCAAACAGAAUUCAAUGCCUCUUCCUCCAUGGCGAUCCCUUGCCUAUCUAGAAGCCAAGUGGGAAUCAUCCAGUCAAAAAGUAGUCAAUAUUCAGGUCCAAAGUAGCGUCAGCCCCUCUAAUUCCUCCCAUCGGCAUUGUACUGAACUGCUGUGGAGGAUAAAAUCCUGUAUUGGAUCUGAAAUCAAACCCAAAGGAUUCUUGGUACCUAUGAACUGUAGAAAGAGGCAGGGGCUAAAAAUCGGAUUGAGUCAUUCUUCUCCGGUGACUCCAUGAUCUUGCGUUGAUCAGAAAACACAAUUUUGUUCGACAUCAACUUUCUGAACGUUUUUGUUAUCUCUUCAUUUCCACUUACAACAACUUACAGAAGCUUGAAGAUGAGGUAAAACACUGCGGCUUUAGUAUUUUGUAUCAUAAUAACACGACCGGGGAGUAUCUUGUUCAUGUGCUACCACGAUCAAGGUUUUGCAGUUUUGGUUUUCUACAAGUAGAGUUGCCUUUGGUUUUGUUUUAGCAUCUCGCUAUAUAGAAUAUAUUGUGCAAAUUUUGCCAGUGAACAGGUUUCCCCAAAUUUUUUUUACCUUCUUGGUCUAAAGAUCAUAUUCAAUUUGAUUCUUUCCUGAUACUUCCUCCCUUGACACUUGACUAAUCACCCCCGAUAUCCUUUUCUAUGAAAGGGUUUAAGGUCUAUUCUUUUCAUAUUAACAAACUUGAGUUGAGCCUCGCUUUUAUCAAUAUAUGCAUUGGCUCAUGGCUAGUGGAUGAUCUCAUUGUAAUGACAAUUUCUUUCUUAUUGACUUAUGUACUGUGUACUGUUGAGCAGCAGCUCAUUUGGCAUUCUUUACUCAUGGGCCAGAUGUUUGGAAGUAUAAUUGUGUCUUUUAGAUUGAUUUAUCGUUUGACAAGAAAGCAUUUAGAAAUGCAAGUUCAGAUUGAUUUAUAAUGUUCCUUAUGUUUGGAAACUCCUAACCGUUCAUUUAGAUUGAUUUAUAAUGUAUCUUAUAUUUGGCGUUAGAUUCAAGCCUUGCUUUGGUCUUUUUAAAUUUGUCAAAUUCUUAUUUCUGUCAAUUAUUUAUACAGUCAAACCUCUCUAUAACAUCAUCGUUGAGUCUAAAUUUUUUUGGCUACUAUAACGAAUGACUCUUAUAUAUUUAUAACAACAUUGCCAUUUAAAUAAUAUUUCGUUGUAAUAGGUAAAAAGGGUCCAUAAAAUUUAAUUUUUAAUUGUUAAAUCCUAAGUUUAAUCACUUUUUGUAAUGACCCGUUUAGUCGUUAUAGACAUUCCCCCCCCCCCCCCCCCUUGAAAAUACCUUUCUUGUAGAUUCUCUUUGGUAUUACUUGACUCGUGGAGAUGAUUAAUGUGGUUCCCGAGGCAAUCAAGUGAUGCCUUUGAUUUGUUCUGAGGAUUGUAGAAACUUCUAUUUGGAAUUAGCGGGUAAGGGUUGACCUAUAGUCGAUUUCUGAGAGUUAGUGGAGGACAUAGUAUUUUCUUGUACAGGUGUAUCGCACCUGCGAAUGAAGUGCGGCCCGCAUUUGCGUUGCUUCCUCCGCCUCUACGGAAAAUGGAAAAGUUAAUGAGUUCUGCUUCUGCGAGCCUCCGUCCGCAGAAGCGAGGCCGCAUCUACGACUGUGGAAUUGCUGGAAUCAGAUAACCUUUUUAAUCCUUUGUUUCCAAACUCGAGCCUCAUUUACUCCAAAUGAGGAGUUUUUCAAGGUAGUUCAUUUGGGGUAAGUUCCCUAACCCUAUUUGUGAUUUCAUCUUAGAUUAGUAAAGGUUUUCUUGGGGGAAAUUGUUUUUGAAAGAGAGUCUAAGACUUAUAAACACUAGGUUAUUAAAUGGCUUUCUUAAGUAAAAUCAUGGAUUGUUUUGGGAGGAAAGCAUAUUGUUUAGCUUGGGUAAGUUAUUCCCAACUCCAAAUUCGACUUCUAAAACGAAUUUUCAAGUGGGUUAAUUUAUGGUUUUCUUGAAAUUGGGGGUUUGGGUAGAUCAGAGGAGUUAAAGCUCAUUUAGGUGUAGAAAUGCGUGAGAAUUAGGAUGUUAGAUUGUUUGAGCUUCGAGUGGUCGAAUUUGACAAAAAAGCUACGAUUUUGCCCUUAUGGGCUCGAGAUUUACUAAAGGUCGUUUUCGAGUCCUUUUAGGAGUAUGGUAUCUUGGGUAUUCAUAGACUCGUUUGCUAAUAUAGAAUACUUAUUUGAUUAGACCUUGCUUCGUUCAGAUGCGUUCCACAAAGGGAAAAAGCAUAAGAUGGAUAGUUCGUGACUCCCGUUCGGCUUCAAGGUAGGUUACGGCUUACUUAAGUUUAGACUUCGAUUAGGGACACGUAUGUAGAUAGUAGUUGUUGACGGAGAAAUCAUGAUUAGGGCUUUGGGCAUGGUGUGGAGGUCAAUUCCAAUUAGGUUGGUAUUGCAGCUGUUAUGUGGCUUGUCGCCAUAUUUGUUGUGUUUGUGACUAGGAUUAGUGUGGACUCUUUCCUGACACUACGGUGUACCUUAUUAAGAGAGAUGGAACUUUAGUUGAUUUGUUGUGGCAUUGAUUAGUCGCCUGUCGGUGAUUUGAUAUUCAUCCUAUGAAUGAUGUCUUGUUGAGUUCGGCAUCCAUGACAUGCAUUACUGAAUUCAUGACUUGAGUUAUUGUGGGUUGAUUCAUUGAUUUCAUUGGUUUCAGACAUUAGCAUAUGUUUUCUAGUUCCUCGUAAACUUUUGUAUUGAGGUUGAUUUCAUGCAAUGCAUGCAUCGCAUUGCACACUUCAUGUGUAAUUUGUUACGUUUGUGAUGGAAAUGAUGGUAAAAGUGAAAGUAUAGCUUCCGAGGUAUUUGCCGGAGAGCAUAAAGGAAAAAGAGAGUGCCCAUGAUUCGAGGUUGUUUCUGGAGCGUGAGAGUGUGCUUGUGAUCCGAGGUAUAUCCCGGAGUGAGAGUGGUACAUGGACUUCGGGGGUCGUCCAUAGGUUAUGACUAUGAGACAUUGUCCUUAGCAUGUGUGUAUGGUAAGGAGAGGAGGCCUAAGAGGCAUUGCAUAGCAUGGUGCUGCAUUUGCAGUACAUCCUACAUCAUUGCACGGUACAUUCCCUCAUUGAUUCCUUAGUGGAUGACUUGGUUAAGUUGUUGUUUAUUUGUGUGGUUCUUUAUUUAGAAAUGUGACGGACUUGAGGACUAGAAAUUGCUCCUAGGCCUAUGAUAUGAGAACAGAGACUUUUGUGCAUUUAUGAGUUGUGAACUGUUAUUAGAACGUGCUUCGUGCCUAUGCUUAGAUUUCCUAUCUGCUCUAUACGUUAAUUUAUGCUCAUUUAUAUGUGUUAGACAAUCAAUGUCGGCCUAUAAUACCUAUAAGUACUAGUUUUGUGCUCAUACUACUUUUUUGUGGAGUGUAGAGUUGAUUCCAGGUUUGUGUUCGAGACCUCAUGUUAGAUCCCGAGGAUAUCAUCAGAGGUGUUCAGGUGAUGCUAUUAGCCGGACCUGCAGUCCGGAGUCUCUUCAUAUGUAUUCUGUCGAUUUUAUUCCCACGAACAGUAUUUAUUUCCAUUAGAAGUCUGUAUGUCAUUUCAAACUUUGUAAUUCCUUAUAGGAGCUCUUGUACAAGUUAAGACCAGAUUUUGGGAAGUUUUAUAAUCAAAGUCUUUCUUUCCGCA
This is a messenger RNA of Lycium barbarum (goji berry), 4573 nucleotides long. RefSeq lists its product as uncharacterized. The transcript is spliced from 4 exons. The record is from RefSeq and is a predicted model, not a curated record. NCBI's taxonomy places the organism in Eukaryota, Viridiplantae, Streptophyta, Magnoliopsida, Solanales, Solanaceae. Bases 189 to 1223 code for a protein of 344 amino acids.